AUGGGUGAAAUAUUAUCCAUAAUACCUGAGUCACACCCUUCACCCUCAAUACGACAGCCUUUGAAGCGGGCUCGUGGAAUUAGUGAUUUCAUGUCAAUAGGAGAUUCAACAGAUGGAGUGGACUCUAUAUUACCCACCUCGAUAAUGCUAAUGACAGACAUCGAUAAUGGAGCGAGCGGAAAUGGUGUGGUUAAAGCACGGACUGUCGUUAGAAAAAAAUGGAGUAAGGGGUGUGACGUGAUCUCCAUCAAGUCUAGAACACAGCCCGAGUGCUGUGUGUUACUGAAUCGUGAAGAUUUACUAACCCUUCAAAAGUUGAAGUAUUGUAUACGUGACUCCGUCACACAAAAACUCUGA
This is a messenger RNA of Macrosiphum euphorbiae (potato aphid), 357 nucleotides long. The record is from the annotation of a GenBank genome assembly. NCBI's taxonomy places the organism in Eukaryota, Metazoa, Arthropoda, Insecta, Hemiptera, Aphididae.